AGAAGAAUUCUUUAUAGGGGGGCUGGCAAGCCCUGCCAGCAGAAAUUCUCUCCUAAUCAGUUGCUUUUCCAAACGAUUCGGGGCCUGUUGCCACGUUCUGGGGAUCAUCACACUGAGAAAAAGGCGCCAAGGGAGUGAAGUGCAAAGGGGAAAAUGUCUCUGCCAGCGGAUAAUAUUAAAGUGUGCGUUGUGGGAUCGGGAAAUUGGGGGUCAGCUAUUGCCAAAAUUGUGGGCCACAAUGCAGCCAAAUUGCCAAAUUUCUGCGACAGAGUCACAAUGUAUGUGUACGAGGAGAUGAUCGACGGGAAGAAACUCACGGAGAUCAUCAAUGAACAGCAUGAGAAUGUCAAGUAUCUUCCUGGCCACAAACUCCCGCCCAAUGUGGUUGCCGUUCCUGAUGUCGUGGAGGCUUCCAAGGAUGCCGAUAUCCUUAUUUUUGUCAUCCCCCACCAAUUUAUCCGUGGCUUAGCUGCGCAAAUGCUGGGAAAGAUCAAGACCACCGCUGUGGGAUUGUCCCUCAUUAAGGGCUUCGAUGUUGCCGAAGGUGGUGGUAUUGCAUUGAUCUCGCACAUUGUGACCAAACACCUCAAUAUCCCAUGCGCCGUCCUGAUGGGCGCCAAUCUGGCCAAUGAGGUGGCCGAUGAGAAGUUCUGCGAAACCACAAUUGGGUGCAAAGACAUGAAAAUUGCCCCAGUUCUGCGGGACAUCAUUCAAACCGAGUACUUCCGGGUGGUUGUUGUAGACGAUGAGGAUGCUGUGGAGAUCUGUGGAGCGCUCAAGAAUAUCGUGGCGUGUGGAGCUGGUUUUGUGGAUGGUCUCAAACUCGGGGAUAACACAAAGGCUGCAAUUAUCCGUUUGGGUCUUAUGGAAAUGAUUAAGUUCGUUGAAGUCUUCUAUCCAGGCGCCAAAUUGUCCACCUUCUUCGAAAGUUGUGGUGUGGCUGAUUUAAUUACAACCUGCUACGGUGGCCGCAACCGAAAGGUUUCCGAAGCUUUUGUCACUUCCGGGAAGUCUAUUAAGCAACUCGAGGAUGAAAUGCUAAAUGGGCAGAAGCUGCAGGGUCCCAUUACGGCAGAAGAGGUGAACUUUAUGCUGAAAAACAAGGGAAUGGAGGACAAAUUCCCCCUCUUUACGGCAAUCCAUCGAAUUUGCACGGGAGCCCUAAAGCCCAAGGAUGUAAUUGAUGCGAUACGUACCCAUCCAGAGCACAUGCCUCGCCAGUACAUUGCCAAACUCUAGAAAAAAACAAGACCUGUGUUUUAAACUUAACAAGACGAUUCCAAAAAAAAUGCCAUGCCUUCCGACUGGACGAUGUUUUCCAUGUUUUUGAGUUAUCUAAAAAAAAAUAAGUUGGAUUGUUUGCUCGACCAAAAAACCUGCACUUUAUGUCUGUGUCAUGAAACUAAAAUAUAUUUAGCAUUUAAGGAGCACCAGCUUUUAUAAUCAUUUUGUACAAUUUUUUUUUACAUUCAUUUAUAUUUUUUUUAAAGAAUUUUUCUGAGCUUAAGCAACAAUUCUAUGAGGUUUGGUGAUUGUGUUUUGUAAUUCUUUCUUUCUUUUCUUCUUCUAAUUUAUUCACAGGCAAACAUUUGGUGCCAAGUAAAAAAAAUCAAUUGUUUUACUUUUGAGAAAGUCACAAUGUUAGACAAAUUGUUCUUUUUUUUUUUGAGAAGAAAUUAAUAAAGAAAUAUUUGAGUUGAAA
This is a messenger RNA of Lutzomyia longipalpis, 1702 nucleotides long. It is a transcript of the gene Gpdh1, whose product is annotated as glycerol-3-phosphate dehydrogenase [NAD(+)], cytoplasmic. Lineage: Eukaryota; Metazoa; Arthropoda; Insecta; Diptera; Psychodidae. The transcript has 6 exons. Bases 154 to 1239 code for a protein of 361 amino acids. The record is from RefSeq and is a predicted model, not a curated record. Gene Ontology annotation, biological process: glycerol-3-phosphate catabolic process; carbohydrate metabolic process. Gene Ontology annotation, molecular function: glycerol-3-phosphate dehydrogenase [NAD(P)+] activity; NAD binding; protein homodimerization activity. Gene Ontology annotation, cellular component: cytosol; glycerol-3-phosphate dehydrogenase (FAD) complex.